Drosophila virilis is the source of this 33617-nucleotide messenger RNA. The record is from RefSeq and is a predicted model, not a curated record. Lineage: Eukaryota; Metazoa; Arthropoda; Insecta; Diptera; Drosophilidae.
CACGCAUCCAGUCUGGAGUUGAACAUUGAAGAAAACGGCAGCAAAAAAGCAAACGCUCCUCAGCGUGUAUUUAGAAGCGACUGUGUUGAACAGAAAGGAAUCCAAUCAGACACACCAACACACCAACACAGUCACAGUUACAGUCACACAUAAACGUACACUGACACACACAGGCACACAGACACCAUACACACCCUCGCACACACAUGCACUCGUCUACAUAAGGCUUACAUAAAAUCUAAGGAAAAAUCGAUGCGAUUGCAUUUAAAAUUCAAUCAAAGAAAGUCUCAGCUAGUGAAAUAACUUCGCGUUAAACUCGAAUUGAAAAGAAAAAUUCAUUAGUUAGCCGAGUGAAAAAAAAAACUAUGACUAAUCAGUGACGACAUACGCGAACUGCGCUUACACAAUAUCUCUAUAAUAGAUAUACGACAUACCACAUAAGAUUGAAAAUCGUUUGAUAUUUUCGAAUUGCAAAUCGGUGUACGCAAAAUGGUCACUGAAAAUGGAGCUCAGGGCGAUGGCAACACUUCCUUCCUGCGUGCCGCACGCGCCGGCAAUUUGGAGCGCGUGCUGGAACAUCUGAAGAACAACAUUGACAUUAACACCAGUAAUGCAAACGGCUUGAAUGCGUUGCAUUUGGCUUCCAAGGAUGGACACAUACACGUGGUCUCGGAGCUGCUGCGACGCGGCGCGCUUGUGGACAGCGCUACUAAGAAGGGCAACACGGCUCUGCACAUUGCCUCGCUGGCGGGACAGGAGGAGGUGGUGAAGCUAUUGCUGGAGCACAACGCCUCCGUCAAUGUGCAGUCGCAGAAUGGCUUCACGCCCCUCUACAUGGCCGCCCAGGAGAAUCACGAUGCUGUUGUGCGCCUACUGCUGUCCAAUGGCGCCAACCAGAGUCUGGCCACGGAGGAUGGGUUCACGCCACUGGCAGUGGCCAUGCAGCAGGGACACGAUAAGGUUGUAGCCGUGCUCCUCGAGAGCGAUACUCGUGGCAAGGUGCGUCUACCAGCGCUCCACAUAGCUGCCAAAAAGGAUGACGUCAAAGCAGCUACGCUUCUACUGGACAAUGACCACAAUCCGGAUGUGACUUCCAAGUCGGGCUUUACGCCGCUGCACAUUGCCUCGCACUAUGGCAACCAGAACAUUGCCAAUCUGUUGAUCCAAAAGGGUGCCGAUGUGAACUACUCGGCCAAGCACAACAUCAGUCCUCUCCACGUGGCUGCCAAGUGGGGCAAAACCAACAUGGUCUCGCUGCUGCUCGAGAAGGGUGGCAACAUUGAGGCCAAGACCCGCGAUGGCCUCACACCGCUCCACUGCGCUGCCCGGUCCGGCCACGAGCAGGUUGUGGACAUGCUGCUGGAGCGCGGAGCACCCAUUAGCGCCAAAACCAAGAACGGUCUCGCACCAUUGCAUAUGGCCGCCCAGGGCGAGCAUGUGGAUGCCGCUCGUAUUCUGCUCUACCAUCGCGCACCCGUUGACGAGGUGACCGUUGAUUAUUUGACUGCUCUGCAUGUGGCCGCCCACUGCGGACAUGUGCGUGUGGCAAAGCUUCUACUGGACCGCAAUGCCGAUGCCAAUGCACGUGCCCUCAACGGGUUCACGCCCCUGCACAUUGCUUGCAAGAAGAACCGCUUGAAGGUUGUCGAACUGUUGCUGCGCCACGGCGCCAGCAUAAGUGCCACCACGGAGAGUGGCCUGACCCCGCUGCAUGUGGCCGCAUUCAUGGGUUGCAUGAAUAUUGUCAUUUACUUGCUGCAGCACGACGCCAGUCCGGAUGUGCCCACUGUGCGCGGGGAGACUCCAUUGCAUUUGGCCGCACGCGCUAACCAGACGGACAUCAUCCGCAUACUUUUGCGCAAUGGCGCCCAGGUCGAUGCACGAGCUCGGGAGCAGCAAACCCCGCUGCAUAUCGCCUCGCGACUCGGCAAUGUUGACAUUGUGAUGCUGUUGCUGCAACAUGGCGCUCAGGUGGACGCCACCACGAAGGAUAUGUAUACGGCACUGCAUAUUGCUGCCAAGGAGGGUCAGGAUGAGGUGGCCGCUGUGCUGAUUGAGAAUGGAGCCGCUUUGGAUGCGGCCACCAAGAAGGGAUUCACGCCACUGCAUCUGACGGCUAAGUAUGGGCACAUUAAGGUCGCCCAGCUGCUGCUCCAGAAGGAGGCGGAUGUGGAUGCGCAGGGCAAGAAUGGUGUCACGCCUCUGCAUGUGGCCUGCCACUACAACAACCAGCAAGUGGCACUGUUGCUGCUAGAGAAGGGCGCCAGUCCACACGCAACCGCCAAAAAUGGACACACACCGCUUCACAUAGCGGCGCGCAAGAACCAGAUGGACAUUGCCACCACUCUGCUGGAGUAUGGCGCUCAGGCCAAUGCCGAGAGCAAGGCUGGAUUUACGCCACUGCAUCUAAGCAGCCAGGAGGGACAUGCCGAGAUUUCCAAUCUAUUGAUCGAGCACAAGGCUGCCGUUAAUCAUCCAGCCAAAAAUGGUCUUACCCCUAUGCAUCUGUGCGCUCAGGAGGACAACGUAAACGUGGCAGAGAUUUUGCAACGCAACGGCGCCAAUAUCGACAUGGCUACUAAGGCUGGCUACACACCGCUGCACGUGGCCUCGCACUUCGGUCAGGCUAAUAUGGUGCGUUUCCUGCUGCAGAACGGUGCCAACAUUGACAUGGCCACCAAGGCUGGCUAUACACCGCUGCAUCAGACCGCUCAGCAAGGCCAUUGCCACAUUGUCAACUUGCUGUUGGAGCACAAGGCGAAUGCCAAUGCCCAGACCGUCAACGGUCAGACGCCACUGCAUAUUGCACGCAAGCUGGGCUACAUCAGUGUGCUCGAUUCUCUAAAGUCGAUUACAAAGGAGGAUGAGGCAGCCUCUGUGCCCGGUGCUCAGACCGAAGAAAAGUAUCGCGUAGUCGCGCCAGAGGCCAUGCACGAAUCCUUCAUGUCUGACUCGGAGGAAGAAGGUGGUGACACAGAUUGGGAAUUGGAUGCUUGCUACGAGUUUGGCAUUGGCGGCGAUUGUGCUAACCCCAACCGCCACAGGCCAAACCCCCAUGCCUUUCAGCCGUAUUACCAGGGCGACUAUCUGUAUGUGUCCAGCGAAGACAAUAUGCUAUCCGAUCAACCUUAUCGCUAUUUGACCGUUGAUGAAAUGAAAUCCCUAGGCGACGACUCGCUACCAAUUGAUGUGACCCGCGAUGAGCGUAUGGACUCCAACCGGAUGACCCAAAGUGCCGAGUAUGCCGGCGGUGUACCGCCUACAAUUGGCGAGGAGAUGAUCAGUCCGCACAAGGCUCAGGUAUAUGGCUCUUCGCCCAAGGCAACUGUUGAUGGCGUCUACAUUGCCAAUGGCAUUGGCAAUGAAGAGCCACCGCAUGUGGGUCGCAAGCUGAGCUGGAAGAGCUUCCUGGUCUCAUUCCUGGUAGAUGCACGCGGCGGUGCCAUGCGUGGCUGUCGCCACAGCGGCGUGCGUAUGAUAAUUCCGUCGCGCUCCACCUGCCAGCCGACGCGGGUGACCUGCCGCUACGUAAAGCCGCAGCGCACCAUGCAUCCGCCGCAGUUGAUGGAGGGUGAGGCCUUGGCCAGCCGCGUGCUGGAACUCGGACCCUGCUCGACCAAGUUCAUUGGGCCCGUGGUAAUGGAGGUGCCACAUUUCGCUUCGCUACGUGGCAAAGAGCGCGAGAUCAUCAUACUUCGUUCCGAUAACGGUGAAACCUGGCGCGAGCACACCAUAGACAACUCUGAGGAGAUCAUACACGAUGUCAUGCAGCAGUGCUUCGAGCCAGAGGAAAUCGCUCAGCUGGAAGAGCAGGCCGGCAAUCAUGUCUGCCGCUUUGUCACUUACGAUUUUCCUCAGUACUUUGCUGUUGUAUCGCGCAUACGCCAGGAGGUGCACGCCAUCGGACCCGAGGGUGGCAUGGUCUCGAGCACUGUGGUACCGCAGGUUCAGGCCGUCUUCCCUCAGGGCGCUCUAACCAAGAAAAUCAAAGUUGGCUUACAGGCCCAACCGGUUGAUCCUGAUCUAACUGCUAAACUGCUGGGUCGCGGCGUUGCCGUAUCGCCAAUUGUAACGGUCGAGCCGCGCCGGCGCAAGUUCCACAAGGCGAUCACACUGAGCAUGCCCGCCCCGAAGGCGCACAGCCAGGGUAUGAUCAAUCAAUAUUCGGGCAAUACGCCAACUCUGCGCCUGCUGUGUUCAAUAACAGGUGUGUUUCGGAAAAGGUCUCUAAAAGGCGGACCAUCCCGAGCCCAAUGGGAGGAUGUAACCGGUUCCACACCGUUGACAUUUGUCAACGAUUGUGUCUCGUUUACGACCACAGUAUCUGCCCGUUUCUGGCUAAUGGAUUGCCGCAACAUUUCUGAUGCAACCAAAAUGGCAACAGAGCUGUACAAGGAAGUCAUUCACGUGCCCUUCAUAGCCAGAUUUGUGGUAUUUGCCAAAAAAAUAGAACCCUUCGAAGCACGUUUACGUGUUUUCUGCAUGACUGAUGAUCGCGAGGAUAAAACACUUGAGAAGCACGAACUAUAUACGGAGGUCGCCAAGAGCCGAGAUGUUGAGGUGCUCGAGGGCAAGCCCCAGUACAUUGAAAUGGCCGGUAACCUGGUGCCUGUUACCAAGUCGGGUGAUCAGUUGCAGCUGCAGUUUAAAGCCUUCCGCGAGAACCGUUUGCCAUUCACGGUGCGCGUAAAGGAUCAGCACGCAGAUAUUGUUGGUCGCACGCUGUUCAUGAAGGAACCCAAAGUGGCUAAGGGUGAACCACCCCAGCAACCCAUCUGCAUACUAAAUAUUGUUCUGCCGGAAGCCGUCAUACCCGAUUCGACGACAGCGUUCUCGGAACGGGUCUCUUCUGCCUAUCGCACCUCGAUGUUCAGCUUGAGCAAGCAUCAAAACGACCAUUACAUUGGUGAUAUACGCAUCGUAGAUCUGUCCAAUUUAUUGGGCAAAGAUUGGAUACAACUGGCACCAGAGAUAGGCAUAACCGCUGAUGAGAUCGAUGAAAUCAUCAACCAAAAUACGGACAGUAUUGCGCGCCAGGCGCAGAGCAUGAUCCGUUUGUAUAAAGAUAAGCCAAACUAUGAUAUUUUGGCGCUGGAAACGGCGCUCAAGAACAUUGGACGCGACGACAUCAUGAAGAAGUGCAAAAGUGGUAGACUAUCACAUUCACGCGAAUUUGACGAGGCAGAUCUCAUGAAGAACUCCGAAUCCGUAGAGGAGCUAGUUCGCAGAGAAAGCAAGCGAAUCCAGCAAAUCAAUGAGCGCGAAGAAGUUAAAUACUCCGCAGAGGAGAAGGAAGUCGAAGAAUCUGAGUCCGAUGAGGAGCCAGCAAAACGAACCGUUGCCGAGCGCCGAGAGAAAAUUGUGAAACGUCUUUCAGUGGAACGCUCCAUACCAGCCUCAACCCAAAAGAAGGAAAUUACUCGAGAGAUAACCGAAAUCAAACGCAAGAGUUUGAUUGAGGAUAAAAAGGCACAUCACGAAUCGGAGAUUCUAAUGCAAUUACCCGCCGACAAUGUCAUAAUAAAAACGGCGACUGUGCCCGAGCAGGUCAUCAAAAUGAAGAUGGGCAAAAUGGAUUCGGCCGAAGUGAGCAAAACCGAAUUUGACAGGGAGUUGACGCACAAGUUGAAAACUUCUGGGCGCAGCUCUGAGGAAGAAGAGGUACCUUCUCCAGACAAGAUUGAUAAGAUUAUCCAGGACAUUAGCACCGCUGAGAAGACAGCCAAGAAGGACACGGCUACCACUAGUCGAGUGGCUACAAUUACCCGCCAGGAAGCACGUGAUAUGACCGAGGAUUUCUUGGAAUUCGAAAAGCGCAGCCAAUUACCAGCUGCCACAACAACGGCCACGGUUCACGAGAAAUUCGUAGAGGAGAUCAAAGAAAAGACAAGUCCAGUGGCAGCAAUGGCACAGGAUACGAUUAGAGAGGUCGAACAGGUCAUUAGCGAGGUAACCGAAACUGCCAGUAAGAAGGUGGAGAAUAUAAUAAGUUCUUUCGAGAGUGGCAAACAGGAGAUCAAGGAGAAGAGCACAGUGCUGGCCAGUGAGGCCGCCAAAGAAACAACGAAGGUCAGCGAGACCAUAAAACAUCUACAAGAUGCACAGUCUUUAUCCAUUGAAGAGUCCGCCAAAACAGUCCAAAUUGUAGAGAGCACAAAGAUUGACGAAAAAAUUGCUGAUUUUGAGGCCAAAAAGGUUAAAUACGAUUUCCACGGCGGAGAACCAAAGACACAUAUACCCAAACCUGUUAAGAAAUCUAGCGAGGACACGCCUAAACCUACAGCGGCUCCUCGUGCCGCAGCUGAAUCUGACUUUGAGAAACCAUCUGAAGCAAAAGUGGAGAAGCAUCUUUCCAAAAUACCAGUCAAAACUGGCGACGCUGCAAAGAUUGCCGAAGUGGAUGCACGACAGUUGACACAAGAUUUUCUGCAAGCUGAGCAAAAGGCGCAACUGGCGGCUGCUGCUGAACAUAAAGCUGCUGCUGAGCAUAAAGCAGCUCCGGCUGCAAGUAAGAUACCUAAAGUGGAGCCCAGAAAAUCGGUGGAGAAGCCGAUAGAAAAAGAGACGAAAGUCUUUGAUGAUAUUGUUCUAUCUACUGCCACCAUAAUGACAUCUGGAAUGGCUAGCGAGUCUCCCAAAGAGCAACCGGAAAUUGCUGCCAAGGCCGAAACUGUAACUGAAAAGUUGACCGAUCUGAUUCACACUUUCCACAAACUCGAAGAUAGACUAAUCAAAACUGAAAAGCCCCUGGAAAUAGCUAGCAAGGUGGUGGAGCUCGCCGGCACAAACGAGGAGCCUUUAACUACAGCUCAACAAGAACUACCAAAAUUGUCUAAAAAGGAAGACAAAGUCGCAGAAAAGGUUGCCGAAGUUGUCGAGACAUUCCACAAAAUCGAGGAGCACAUCGUACUUGAUACUCACAAGCAAACUCAUGAUUUCCUUAGCAUGGAACAGCAGAGUCAACUGCCCAGCAUGCAUAGUGCAACUGAGAAGAUGCUCGAGUCCAGCCAGACAUCAACAGCUUCUGAGCCCGAAUCAGUGAUAACUGUAAAGUCAGCGCCUCCUGCUAGCAAAAUACCAGUAGUUGGACCCAGAAAAUCAUUAGUUGAGGAAACAUUGAAGCCAGCUGAAAUAUCAGCACAGCACACACUUAAGGAACGUCAGCUUACAGCGGACUUUCUUCACAUGGAGCAGCAAACCCAGCUGGAGUCUCAGCCUCAAAAGAUCACAGCGCCUAGCGCUGAAGCGACAAUCUUGCCUGAAAUCAAUCAGCCAAAGCUUGCUGCCAACGAACCUACUGCUAUCGCUACCAUAGAUAAGGAAACAACAACCACUAAAUUAGAGCCCGAAACAAAGAUCGUUUCAGAAGAUGGGAUUGAGUCGGCGGCGCCAAUUGGUGAAGUAUCACCAUUUGCCACACGCAAGUUGACCGCCGAUUUCCUAACCAUGGAACAACAGACACAGCUGCCCAGUGCUGUUAAAGACAUCGGCUCAUACGAUAGUGAUACAUUCGACAAACGAGCCACUGUUCCAUUGAGCGACAUCGUUAAGGAAGCGGGUCUCUGUGCACCGCUGCCCAUUGAGCCGCGUAAGUCGCUUACCGAUGCGGAGUUUUGCAAAUAUGUGGGUGAUACGAUAACAAAAAAGAUGAGCGAGGGUUUAAUCGAAAUGUCAGAUGAGCUCAAACAGAUAGCGAGCGACAUUCCAGACUCCCAAACUCCGCCACCCACACCGAGUGAUGCCAAAACUGAGAAGCAGGAGGAGCAAACCGAUCUGGGCGAGCUAGAGCGAGAUUAUCUAGCCGACACUGUGACCACGCUGCACACAACUACAGAGUCGACCUUUGAGCGUGUUGCUGCCAUUUCCACAGUUGAGCACUUCAGUGUUCAUAAUGUUAAAUCCGAAACAUUUACAAGUACAGAUGAAACUGAUAAGCUGCUUCAUAGAAUGGCAGCUGACCCUAAUAUCCAGAAACCAUACUUACCAGACACUACCUCAUUUACAGAAAUGAGUGCAAGUAGUCCAACUCCGAAACCGAAGACAACGACCACAACAACGACCCUGUCUACGAAAGUAGAACGCACCAAAAUAGAUUUAACUGCGACACCAAACGAACAGCAGCAGAAAGAUCAUUUUAAGACGGAGCUGGAUAAUGUCCAGCGGGAUGCUGGUGAUAGGGAGUAUUUAGAGCAGAUAAUGGGCUGUGGUGAUGUGAGACGCAAGAUAUUGCGUUUGGAGAGCAGUGGCAGUACGGAGUCCUUGGAAUUCAGUGCCACACAGCAGAGUCUGCCACCCAAGUACAUAGGCGAUAAGGUGCCAGUUGUUAAGGAUGUGGUACAGAGUAUUGAGAAUAAAAUCAGCGGCACAGUGGUUGAGGCUAUUCCCUUUACUGUACAAAAGCGAACAACAGAUCAUAAAGAGCCGAACAUACUUGAGGUAGAGAAGCAAAUUCUUACAGCUGCAGAUAUCGCAUUGGAUAAGUUGACCAAAUGCGAACCAUCUGCUGAAGUUGUAAAAUUAUCACCCGUCGAAGCAAUGGAGCGUGGAGCAAUUGGUAUGGCGCACAUUGAGGAGGCGGUUUGCGAGAGGGUUUGUGAGAAGCGAAAGGCCUUUGAGGUCGCAGAAGACUUAAAUGAAACGCAAAAGACUUUGGAAGAACAGGUAGUAGGUUUAAAUAGGCAAGUAAAACAGGUACCUGGCAGCAUUUUAACAGCAAGUAUUGAUGAACACAACAAAUUAGUAAGUAAGGAACAAGAACUAGAGACAUUGCCAAAAGUAAAAGAUGUAAUCCAAAAUAUUGAACGUAGGUAUCCCUCAACGAACUUAGAAGUCACACCGUUUAGUCCACGUAAACGUGAAAUUGUAGAUCGCAAGGCUGAUAUAUCCUCGAUAGAACAACAGAUUUUAAAUGAAACUGACUUGGUAUUAGAAAACUUGGCUACAAAACGUGUUGCAGAACAGAAAAUAGUUUCACCUGUUUUAGAAACGGGUAAAACAGGCACAAGUGUUGAAGACCUUGAAUCUGUGUGCGAAAAGAAGUGCUCUAAGCGUAAAGUUUUUGACAUGGCAACAGCGUUUAGUAAAGAACCACAUAGUGAAGAUAUAAAAUCAGCGACAGCUAAAUUCUUGUCAGACGAAAAAACAAAAUAUGAUGUAUCUGAAAGUAUUAACAAAACACCGGAAAGUGAUUAUAAUAUUUUAGAUGAAAGUGGUAAACACGAAUUUCCAAUAGAAUUAACUAAGGGCGCCAAAGAAGUAGUUUUUCCGAAACAUGCACAUACAUUUGAGCGAUUGCAUUCAAUUUCAAAAGCUGAUAUUGAAGACACAAAAGAAUAUAUAAGCGUUACAACUGAGUACGAAAGGAGACUUAGUAAAUUAUUUACAGACGAAAUCGGCCCAAUAUCUCAGUCGGAUAAUACCAAAGUAGAGACAGAAGUAUUAGAAAAGUUUCCAACCUAUGAAAAAAAUGAAAUGAUAUCAAACACAUCAUUUGAUGAGGCUAACAUCCAACAAACAAGUGAAUUUAAGACAAUAUUCCCAGCAGAUUUACAAAAAAUAGAAAAUGAAAGCGAGAGUGACGAGGAGAUUGACCAUCGUGAAAAACUACAACAAAUCAAGCUUUCCCAAAUUGAAAAGGUUCCAAAAAAACCUGUAGGUCAGAUCACAUUUGCAAGCGAAACGGAAGUUACUUACUCCACAGCUUCAAAUAAAAAUGAAAAUAAAAAGUUUCCAACAAAGGAACAUUUAGACCAGAACAAACUUCAUCUUAACACCUCCAACGAAAAAGUUGACCUCAAUAAAGAGGAUCCAUAUAUUUUCUCUCAACCUUUUUAUUUAACAAAUCCAUUGCAGACACAAGCAAAACUAGCUGAAAACACCAGGUCCUCUAUUGAUGCAUCUAAGCACAUUCUUAAGGAAUAUUCUGAUGACAAAGAUAUUGGUUUGGACAAGCCUCAAGACAAACUCCUUCCCUCCACCACACCUCUAGUACCUCUAGCAAUGACUACAAGCAAAAUUACUUCCGUGAGUGAUACUCGCGAGUCUGUUGGUAUUCAGAUCAAAGAUGUAGUUAAGCUGCAAAUGGAUCCUGUGAAGUCUGUUGAGGUACCCAAAUCUCCAACUGAUGUAGCGAAGACAGUAUCAAAAGGGUAUUCAGACGAUGAGAGUGAUGACGAAUUUGGAAUUGUCAAGCCACUAGAUAAGUCUAUUCCUUCAACCACUCCUCUGCUGCCACUUGCAGACAAGACCUUGCAGAAAACUGACGAUAUUGUUAAACCAUUGACUGACUUGAAGGACGAUAAGCCACAAACUAAAUUAGCUGAGAAACCCAUGUCCCCCAUUGAUGCAACCAAGCAAACUCUUAAGGAAUAUUCUGAUGAUGAAAGUGAUGAAGAGAUUUGUUUAGACAAGCCUCAAGAGAAACUUCUUUCCUCCGCCACACCUCUGGUACCUCUAGCAAUGACUACAAGCAAAAUGACAUCCGUGAGUGAUACUCGCGAGUCUGUUGAUAUUCACAUCAAAGAGGAAGUUAAGGUGCCCAGGGAUCCUUUAAAAUCUGUUGAGAAACCCAAAUCCCCAACUGAUGUAGUGAAGACAGUUUCAAAGGGGUAUUCAGACGAUGAGAGUGAUGACGAAUUUGGAAUUGUUAAGCCACUAGAUAAGUCUAUUCCUUCAACCACUCCUCUGCUGCCACUUGCAGACAAGACCUUGCAGAAAACUGACGAUAUUGUUAAACAAUUGAUUGACUUGAAGGACUAUAAGCCACAAACUAAAUUAGUUGAGAAACCCAAGUCCCCUAUUGAUGCAUCCAAGCAAACUCUUAAGGAAACUGACGAUAUUGUUAAACCAUUGACUGAAUUGAAGGACGAUAAGCCACAAGCUAAAUUAGAUGAGAAACCCAAGUCCCCCAUUGAUGCAUCCAAGCAAACUCUUAAGGAAUAUUCCGAUAAUGAAAGUGAUGAAGAUAUUGGAUUUGAUAAACCUAAAGAGAAGCUCCUUUCCCAAGCCAUACCCCUGGUACCUGUAGCAAUGACUACAAGCACAAUUACUUCUGUGAGUGAAACACGCGAGUCUGUUGAUAUUCACAUCAAAGAGGAAGUUAAGUUGCCCGAGGAUCCUUUAAAAUCGGUUGAGAAACCCAUAUCCCCAACUGAUGUAGCUAAGACAGUUUCGAAGGGGUAUUCAGACGAUGAGAGUGAUGACGACUUUGGAAUUGUCAAGCCAUUAGAUAAGCCUAUUCCUUCAACCACUCCUCUGCUGCCACUUCCAGACAAGACUUUGCAGAAAACUGACGAUAUUGUUAAACCAUUGACUGAAUUGAAGGACGAUAAGCCACAAGCUAAAUUAGAUGAGAAACCCAAGUCCCCCAUUGAUGCAUCCAAGCAAACUCUUAAGGAAACUGACGAUAUUGUUAAACAAUUGACUGACUUGAAGGACGAUAAGCCACAAACUAAAUUAGAUGAGAAACCCAUGUCCCCCAUUGAUGCAACCAAGCAAACUCUUAAGGAAACUGACGAUAUUGUUAAACCAUUGACUGAAUUGAAGGACGAUAAGCCACAAGCUAAAUUAGAUGAGAAACCCAAGUCCCCCAUUGAUGCAUCCAAGCAAACUCUUAAGGAAAUUUCCGAUAAUGAAAGUGAUGAAGAUAUUGGAUUUGAUAAACCUAAAGAGAAGCCCCUUUCCCCAGCCAUACCCCUGGUACCUGUAGCAAUGACUACAAGCACAAUUACUUCUGUGAGUGAAACACGCGAGUCUGUUGAUAUUCACAUCAAAAAGGAAGUUAAGCUGCCCAAGGAUCCUUUAAAAUCGGUUGAGAAACCCAAAUCCCCAACCGAUGUAGUGAAGACAGUUUCAAAGGGAUAUUCUGACGAUGAGAGUGAUGACGAAUUUGGAAUUGUCAAGCCACUAGAUAAGCCUAUUCCUUCAACCACUCCUCUGCUGCCACUUGCAGACAAGACCUUGCAGAAAACUGACGAUGUUGUUAAACCAUUGACUGAAUUAAAGGACAAUAAGCCACAAGCUAAAUUAGAUGAGAAACCCAAGUCCCCCAUUGAUGCAUCCAAGCAAACUCUUAAGGAAUAUUCCGAUAAUGAAAGUGAUGAAGAUAUUGGAUUUGAUAAACCUAAAGAGAAGCCCCUUUCCCCAGCCAUACCCCUGGUACCUGUAGCAAUGACUACAAGCACAAUUACUUCUGUGAGUGAAACACGCGAGUCUGUUGAUAUUCACAUCAAAGAGGAAGUUAAGUUGCCCGAGGUUGAGAAACCCAUAUCCCCAACUGAUGUAGCUAAGACAGUUUCGAAGGGGUAUUCAGACGAUGAGAGUGAUGACGACUUUGGAAUUGUCAAGCCAUUAGAUAAGCCUAUUCCUUCAACCACUCCUUUGCUUCCACUUGUAGACAAGACCUUGCAGAAAACUGACGAUAUUGUUAAACCAUUGACUGAAUUGAAGGACGAUAAGCCACAAGCUAAAUUAGAUGAGAAACCCAAGUCCCCCAUUGAUGUAUCCAAGCUAUCUUUUAAGGAAUAUUCUGAUGAUGAAAGUGAGGAAGAGAUUUGUUCGGACAAGCCUCAAGAAAAACUCCCCUCUACAACACCUCUGGUACCUCUAGCAAUGACUACAAGCAAAAUUACUGCCUUGAGUCAUACUCGCGAGCCUGUUGAUAUCCAGAUCAAAGAUGUAGUUAAGUUGCCCAUGGAUCCUGUAAAAUCUGUUGAGAAACCCAAAUCCCCAACUGAUGUAGCUAAGACAGUUUCGAAGGGGUAUUCAGACGAUGAGAGUGAUGACGACUUUGAAAUUGUUAAGCCACUAGAUAAGCCUUUUCCUUCAACCACUCCUCUGCUGCCACUUGCAGACAAGACCUUGCAGAAAACUGACGAUAUUGUUAAACCAUUGACUGAAUUGAAGGACUAUAAGCCACAAGCUAAAUUAGAUGAGAAACCCAAGUCCCCCAUUGAUGCAUCCAAGCAAACUCUUAAGGAAUAUUCCGAUAAUGAAAGUGAUGAAGAUAUUGGAUUUGAUAAACCUAAAGAGAAGCCCCUUUCCCCAGCCAUACCCCUGGUACCUGUAGCAAUGACUACAAGCACAAUUACUUCUGUGAGUGAAACACGCGAGUCUGUUGAUAUUCACAUCAAAGAGGAAGUUAAGUUGCCCAAGGAUCCUUUAAAAUCGGUUGAGAAACCCAAAUCCCCAACUGAUGUAGCUAAGACAGUUUCAAAGGGGUAUUCAGACGAUGAGAGUGAUGACGACUUUGGAAUUGUUAAGCCACUAGAUAAGCCUAUUCCUUCAACCACUCCUCUGCUGCCACUUGCAGACAAGACCUUGCAGAAAACUGACUAUAUAGUUAAACCAUUGACUGAAUUGAAGGACGAUAAGCCACAAGCUAAAUUAGAUGAGAAACCCAAGUCCCCCAUUGAUGUAUCCAAGCUAACUUUUAAGGAAUAUUCUGAUGAUGAAAGUGAUGAAGAGAUUAGUUUGGACAAGCCUCAAGAGAAACUCCCCUCUACCACACCUCUGGUACCUCUAGCAAUGACUACAAGCAAAAUUACUGCCGUGAGUCAUACUCGCGAGUCUGUUGAUAUUCACAUCAAAGAGGAAGUUAAGUUGCCCGAGGAUCCUUUAAAAUCGGUUGAGAAACCCAUAUCCCCAACUGAUGUAGCUAAAACAGUUUCGAAGGGGUAUUCAGACGAUGAGAGUGAUGACGACUUUGGAAUUGUCAAGCCAUUAGAUAAGCCUAUUCCUUCAACCACUCCUCUGCUGCCACUUGCAGACAAGACCUUGCAGAAAACUGAUGAUAUUGUUAAACCAUUGACUGAAUUGAAGGACGAUAAGCCACAAGCUAAAUUAGAUGAGAAACCCAAGUCCCCCAUUGAUGCAUCCAAGCAAACUCUUAAGGAAACUGACGAUAUUGUUAAACAAUUGAUUGACUUGAAGGACUAUAAGCCACAAACUAAAUUAGUUGAGAAACCCAAGUCCCCCAUUGAUGCAUCCAAGCAAACUCUUAAGGAAUAUUCCGAUAAUGAAAGUGAUGAAGAAAUUGGAUUUGAUACCCCUAAAGAGAAGCCUCUUUCCUCAGCCAUACCCCUGGUACCUGUAGCAAUGACUACAAGCAAAAUUACUUCCGUGAAUGAUACUGGCGAGUUUGUUGAUAUUCAGAUCAAAGAUGUUAAGCUGCCCAUGGAUCCCGUAAAAUAUGUUGAGAAACCCAAAUCCCCAACUGAUGUAGCUAAGACAGUUUCGAAGGGGUAUUCAGACGAUGAGAGUGAUGACGAAUUGGGAAUUGUUAAGCCACUAGAUAAGUCUAUUCCUUCAACCACUCCUCUGCUGCCACUUCCAGACAAGACUUUGCAGAAAACUGACGAUAUUGUUAAACCAUUGACUGAAUUGAAGGACGAUAAGCCACAAGCUAAAUUAGAUGAGAAACCCAAGUCCCCCAUUGAUGCAUCCAAGCAAACUCUUAAGGAAAUUUCCGAUAAUGAAAGUGAUGAAGAUAUUGGAUUUGAUAAACCUAAAGAGAAGCCCCUUUCCCCAGCCAUACCCCUGGUACCUGUAGCAAUGACUACAAGCACAAUUACUUCUGUGAGUGAAACACGCGAGUCUGUUGAUAUUCACAUCAAAAAGGAAGUUAAGCUGCCCAAGGAUCCUUUAAAAUCGGUUGAGAAACCCAAAUCCCCAACCGAUGUAGUGAAGACAGUUUCAAAGGGAUAUUCUGACGAUGAGAGUGAUGACGAAUUUGGAAUUGUCAAGCCACUAGAUAAGCCUAUUCCUUCAACCACUCCUCUGCUGCCACUUGCAGACAAGACCUUGCAGAAAACUGACGAUGUUGUUAAACCAUUGACUGAAUUAAAGGACAAUAAGCCACAAGCUAAAUUAGAUGAGAAACCCAAGUCCCCCAUUGAUGCAUCCAAGCAAACUCUUAAGGAAUAUUCCGAUAAUGAAAGUGAUGAAGAUAUUGGAUUUGAUAAACCUAAAGAGAAGCCCCUUUCCCCAGCCAUACCCCUGGUACCUGUAGCAAUGACUACAAGCACAAUUACUUCUGUGAGUGAAACACGCGAGUCUGUUGAUAUUCACAUCAAAGAGGAAGUUAAGUUGCCCGAGGUUGAGAAACCCAUAUCCCCAACUGAUGUAGCUAAGACAGUUUCGAAGGGGUAUUCAGACGAUGAGAGUGAUGACGACUUUGGAAUUGUCAAGCCAUUAGAUAAGCCUAUUCCUUCAACCACUCCUUUGCUUCCACUUGUAGACAAGACCUUGCAGAAAACUGACGAUAUUGUUAAACCAUUGACUGAAUUGAAGGACGAUAAGCCACAAGCUAAAUUAGAUGAGAAACCCAAGUCCCCCAUUGAUGUAUCCAAGCUAUCUUUUAAGGAAUAUUCUGAUGAUGAAAGUGAGGAAGAGAUUUGUUCGGACAAGCCUCAAGAAAAACUCCCCUCUACAACACCUCUGGUACCUCUAGCAAUGACUACAAGCAAAAUUACUGCCUUGAGUCAUACUCGCGAGCCUGUUGAUAUCCAGAUCAAAGAUGUAGUUAAGUUGCCCAUGGAUCCUGUAAAAUCUGUUGAGAAACCCAAAUCCCCAACUGAUGUAGCUAAGACAGUUUCGAAGGGGUAUUCAGACGAUGAGAGUGAUGACGACUUUGGAAUUGUUAAGCCACUAGAUAAGCCUUUUCCUUCAACCACUCCUCUGCUGCCACUUGCAGACAAGACCUUGCAGAAAACUGACGAUAUUGUUAAACCAUUGACUGAAUUGAAGGACUAUAAGCCACAAGCUAAAUUAGAUGAGAAACCCAAGUCCCCCAUUGAUGCAUCCAAGCAAACUCUAAAGGAAUAUUCCGAUAAUGAAAGUGAUGAAGAUAUUGGAUUUGAUAAACCUAAAGAGAAGCCCCUUUCCCCAGCCAUACCCCUGGUACCUGUAGCAAUGACUACAAGCACAAUAACUUCUGUGAGUGAAACACGCGAGUCUGUUGAUAUUCACAUCAAAGAGGAAGUUAAGUUGCCCAAGGAUCCUUUAAAAUCGGUUGAGAAACCCAAAUCCCCAACUGAUGUAGCUAAGACAGUUUCAAAGGGGUAUUCAGACGAUGAGAGUGAUGACGACUUUGGAAUUGUUAAGCCACUAGAUAAGCCUAUUCCUUCAACCACUCCUCUGCUGCCACUUGCAGACAAGACCUUGCAGAAAACUGACUAUAUAGUUAAACCAUUGACUGAAUUGAAGGACGAUAAGCCACAAGCUAAAUUAGAUGAGAAACCCAAGUCCCCCAUUGAUGUAUCCAAGCUAACUUUUAAGGAAUAUUCUGAUGAUGAAAGUGAUGAAGAGAUUAGUUUGGACAAGCCUCAAGAGAAACUCCCCUCUACCACACCUCUGGUACCUCUAGCAAUGACUACAAGCAAAAUUACUGCCGUGAGUCAUACUCGCGAGUCUGUUGAUAUUCACAUCAAAGAGGAAGUUAAGUUGCCCGAGGAUCCUUUAAAAUCGGUUGAGAAACCCAUAUCCCCAACUGAUGUAGCUAAAACAGUUUCGAAGGGGUAUUCAGACGAUGAGAGUGAUGACGACUUUGGAAUUGUCAAGCCAUUAGAUAAGCCUAUUCCUUCAACCACUCCUCUGCUGCCACUUGCAGACAAGACCUUGCAGAAAACUGAUGAUAUUGUUAAACCAUUGACUGAAUUGAAGGACGAUAAGCCACAAGCUAAAUUAGAUGAGAAACCCAAGUCCCCCAUUGAUGCAUCCAAGCAAACUCUUAAGGAAACUGACGAUAUUGUUAAACCAUUGACUGAAUUGAAGGACGAUAAGCCACAAGCUAAAUUAGAUGAGAAACCCAAGUCCCCCAGUGAUGCAUCCAAGCAAACUCUUAAGGAAUAUUCCGAUGACGAAAGUGAUGAAGAUAUUGGAUUUGAUAAACCUAAAGAGAAGCCCCUUUCCCAAGCCAUACCCCUGGUACCUGUAGCAAUGACUACAAGCACAAUUACUUCUGUGAGUGAAACACGCGAGUCUGUUGAUAUUCACAUCAAAGAGGAAGUUAAGUUGCCCGAGGAUCCUUUACAAUCGGUUGAGAAACCCAUAUCCCCAACUGAUGUAGCUAAAACAGUUUCGAAGGGGUAUUCAGACGAUGAGAGUGAUGACGACUUUGGAAUUGUCAAGCCAUUAGAUAAGCCUAUUCCUUCAACCACUCCUCUGCUGCCACUUGCAGACAAGACCUUGCAGAAAACUGACGAUAUUGUUAAACCAUUGACUGAAUUGAAGGACGAUAAGCCACAAGCUAAAUUAGAUGAGAAACCCAAGUCCCCCAUUGAUGUAUCCAAGCUAUCUUUUAAGGAAUAUUCUGAUGAUGAAAGUGAGGAAGAGAUUUGUUUGGACAAGCCUCAAGAGAAACUCCCCUCUACAACACCUCUGGUACCUCUAGCAAUGACUACAAGCAAAAUUACUGCCGUGAGUCAUACUCGCGAGCCUGUUGAUAUCCAGAUCAAAGAUGUAGUUAAGUUGCCCAUGGAUCCUGUAAAAUCUGUUGAGAAACCCAAAUCCCCAACUGAUGUAGCUAAGAUAGUUUCGAAGGGGUAUUCAGACGAUGAGAGUGAUGACGACUUUGGAAUUGUUAAGCCACUAGAUAAGCCUUUUCCUUCAACCACUCCUCUGCUGCCACUUGCAGACAAGACCUUGCAGAAAACUGACGAUAUUGUUAAACCAUUGACUGAAUUGAAGGACGAUAAGCCACAAGCUAAAUUAGAUGAGAAACCCAAGUCCCCCAUUGAUGCAUCCAAGCAAACUCUUAAGGAAUAUUCCGAUAAUGAAAGUGAUGAAGAUAUUGGAUUUGAUAAACCUAAAGAGAAGCCCCUUUCCCCAGCCAUACCCCUGGUACCUGUAGCAAUGACUACAAGCACAAUUACUUCUGUGAGUGAAACACGCGAGUCUGUUGAUAUUCACAUCAAAGAGGAAGUUAAGCCGCCCAAGGAUCCUUUAAAAUCGGUUGAGAAACCCAAAUCCCCAACCGAUGUAGUGAAGACCUUGCAGAAAACUGACGAUAUUGUUAAACCAUUGACUGAAUUGAAGGACGAUAAGCCACAAGCUAAAUUAGAUGAGAAACCCAAGUCCCCCAUUGAUGCAUCCAAGCAAACUCUUAAGGAAUAUUCCGAUAACGAAAGUGAUGAAGAUAUUGGAUUUGAUAAACCUAAAGAGAAGCCCCUUUCCCAAGCCAUACCCCUGGUACCUGUAGCAAUGACAACAAGCACAAUUACUUCUGUGAGUGAAACACGCGAGUCUGUUGAUAUUCACAUCAAAGAGGAAGUUAAGUUGCCCGAGGAUCCUUUAAAAUCGGUUGAGAAACCCAUAUCCCCAACUGAUGUAGCUAAGACAGUUUCGAAGGGGUAUUCAGACGAUGAGAGUGAUGACGACUUUGGAAUUGUCAAGCCAUUAGAUAAGCCUAUUCCUUCAACCACUCCUCUGCUGCCACUUGCAGACAAGACCUUGCAGAAAACUGACGAUAUUGUUAAACCAUUGACUGAAUUGAAGGACGAUAAGCCACAAGCUAAAUUAGAUGAGAAACCCAAGUCCCCCAUUGAUGCAUCCAAGCAAACUCUUAAGGAAUAUUCCGAUAAUGAAAGUGAUGAAGAUAUUGGAGUUGAUAAACCGAAAGAGAAGCCCCUUUCCCCAGCCAUACCCCUGGUACCUGUAGCAAUGACUACAAGCACAAUUUCUUCUGUGAGUGAAACACGCGAGUCUGUUGAUAUUCACAUCAAAGAGGAAGUUAAGCUGCCCGAGGAUCCUUUAAAAUCGGUUGAAAAACCCAAAUCCCCAACCGAUGUAGUGAAGACAGUUUCAAAGGGAUAUUCAGACGAUGAGAGUGAUGACGAAUUUGGAAUUGUUAAGCCACUAGAUAAGCCUAUUCCUUCAACCACUCCUCUGCUGCCACUUGCAGACAAGACCUUGCAGAAAACUGACGAUAUUGUUAAACCAUUGACUGAAUUGAAGGACGAUAAGCCACAAGCUAAAUUAGAUGAGAAACCCAAGUCGCCCAUUGAUGCAUCCAAGCAAACUCUUAAGGAAUAUUCCGAUAAUGAAAGUGAUGAAGAUAUUGGAUUUGAUAAACCUAAAGAGAAGCUCCUUUCCCAAGCCAUACCCCUGGUACCUGUAGCAAUGACUACAAGCACAAUUACUUCUGUGAGUGAAACACGCGAGUCUGUUGAUAUUCACAUCAAAGAGGAAGUUAAGUUGCCCGAGGAUCCUUUAAAAUCGGUUGAGAAACUCAUAUCCCCAACUGAUGUAGCUAAGACAGUUUCGAAGGGGUAUUCAGACGAUGAGAGUGAUGACGACUUUGGAAUUGUCAAGCCAUUAGAUAAGCCUAUUCCUCCAACCACUCCUCUGCUGCCAUUUGCAGUCAAGACCUUCCAGAAAACUGACGAUAUUGUUAAACCAUUGACUGAAUUGAAGGACGAUAAGCCACAAGCUAAAUUAGAUGAGAAACCCAAGUCCCCCAUUGAUGUAUCCAAGCUAACUUUUAAGGAAUAUUCUGAUGAUGAAAGUGAUGAAGAGAUUUGUUUGGACAAACCUCAAGAGAAACUCCCCUCUACCACACCUCUGGUACCUCUAGCAAUGACUACAAGCACAAUUACUUCUGUGAGUGAAACACGCGAGUCUGUUGAUAUUCACAUCAAAGAGGAAGUUAAGCUGCCCGAGGAUCCUUUACAAUCGGUUGAGAAACCCAUAUCCCCAACUGAUGUAGCUAAGACCGUUUCGAAGGGGUAUUCAGACGAUGAGAGUGAUGACAACUUUGGAAUUGUUAAGCGACUAGAUAAGCCUUUUCCUUUAACCACUCCUCUGCUGCCACUUGCAGACAAGACCUUGCAGAAAACUGACGAUAUUGUUAAACCAUUGACUGACUUGGAGGACGAUAAGCCACAAGCUAAAUUAGAUGAGAAACCCAAGUCCCCCAUUGAUGCAUCCAAGCAAACUCUUAAGGAAUAUUCCGAUAAUGAAAGUGAUGAAGAUAUUGGAGUUGAUAAACCGAAAGAGAAGCCCCUUUCCCCAGCCAUACCCCUGGUACCUGUAGCAAUGACUACAAGCACAAUUACUUCUGUGAGUAAAACACGCGAGUCUGUUGAUAUUCACAUCAAAGAGGAAGUUAAGCUGCCCAAGGAUCCUUUAAAAUCGGUUGAGAAACCCAAAUCCCCAACUGAUGUAGCUAAGACAGUUUCGAAGGGGUAUUCAGACGAUGAGAGUGAUGACGACUUUGGAAUUGUUAAGCCACUAGAUAAGCCUUUUCCUUCAACCACUCCUCUGCUGCCACUUGCAGACAAGACCUUGCAGAAAACUGGCGAUAUUGUUAAACCAUUGACUGAAUUGAAGGACGAUAAGCCACAAGCUAAAUUAGAUGAGAAACCCAAGUCCCCCAUUGAUGCAUCCAAGCAAACUCUUAAGGAAUAUUCCGAUAAUGAAAGUGAUGAAGAUAUUGGAGUUGAUAAACCGAAAGAGAAGCCCUUUUCCCCAGCCAUACCCCUGGUACCUGUAGCAAUGACUACAAGCACAAUUACUUCUGUGAGUAAAACACGCGAGUCUGUUGAUAUUCACAUCAAAGAGGAAGUUAAGCUGCCCAAGGAUCCUUUAAAAUCGGUUGAGAAACCCAAAUCCCCAACUGAUGUAGCUAAGACAGUUUCGAAGGGGUAUUCAGACGAUGAGAGUGAUGACGACUUUGGAAUUGUUAAGCCACUAGAUAAGCCUUUUCCUUCAACCACUCCUCUGCUGCCACUUACAGACAAGACCUUGACUGACUUGAAGGACGAUAAGCCACAAGCUAAAUUAGAUGAGAAACCCAAGUCCCCCAUUGAUGCAUCCAAGCAAACUCUUAAGGAAUAUUCCGAUAAUGAAAGUGAUGAAGAUAUUGGAGUUGAUAAACCGAAAGAGAAGCCCCUUUACCCAGCCAUACCCCUGGAACCUGUAGCAAUGACUACAAGCACAAUUACUUCUGUGAGUAAAACACGCGAGUCUGUUGAUAUUCACAUCAAAGAGGAAGUUAAGCUGCCCAAGGAUCCUUUAAAAUCGGUUGAGAAACCCAAAUCCCCAACUGAUGUAGCUAAGACAGUUUCGAAGGGGUAUUCAGACGAUGAGAGUGAUGACGACUUUGGAAUUGUUAAGCCACUAGAUAAGCCAAUUCCUUCAACCACUCCUCUGCUGCCAAUUGCAGACAAGACCUUGCAGAAAACAGACGAUAUUGUUAAACCAUUGACUGAAUUGAAGGACGAUAAGCCACAAGCUAAAUUAGAUAAGAAACCCAAGUCGCCCAUUGAUGCAUCCAAGCAAACUCUUAAGGAAACUGACGAUAUUGUUAAACCAUUGACUGAAUUGAAGGACGAUAAGCCACAAGCUAAAUUAGAUGAGAAACCCAAGUCCCCCAUUGAUGUAUCCAAGCUAACUCUUAACGAAUAUUCUGAUGAUGAAAGUGAUGAAGAGAUUUGUUUGGACAAGCCUCAAGAGAAACUCCCCUCUACCACACCUCUGGUACCUCUAGCAAUGACUACAAGCAAAAUUACUGCCGUGAGUCAUACUCGCGCGUCUGUUGAUAUCCAGAUCAAAGAUGUAGUUAAGCUGCCCAUGGAUCCUAUAAAAUCUGUUGAGAAACCCAAAUCCCCAACUGAUGUAGCUAAGACAGUUUCAAAGGGGUAUUCAGACGAUGAGAGUGAUGACGACUUUGGAAUUGUUAAGCCACUAGAUAAGCCUUUUCCUUCAACCACUCCUCUGCUGCCACUUGCAGACAAGACCUUACAGAAAACUGACGAUGUGGUUAGACCAUUGACUUCCUUGAAGGACGAUAAGCCAAAAGGUAAAUUAGAUGAGAAACCCAAGUCCCUCAUUGAUUCAUCCAAGCAAACUCUUAAGGAAUAUUCUGAUGAUGAAAGUAAUGAAGAUAUUGGAUUUGAUAAGCCUCAAAACAAGCCCCUUUCCUCAGCCAUACCCCUGCUACCUGUAGCAAUGACUACAAGCAAAAUUACUUCCGUGAGAGAAACACGCGAGUCGGUUGGUAUUCAGAUCAAUGAUGUAGUUAAGCUGCCCAUGGAAUUAGUAAAAUCUGUUGAGGGACCCAAAUCUCCAACUGUUGUGGCGAAAACAGUUUCAAAGAGGUAUUCAGACGAUGAGAGUGAUGACGAAUUUGGAUUUGUAAGGCCACUAGAUAAGCCUAUUCCUUCAACCACUCCCCUAGUGCCACUUGCAGAAGAGACCUUGCAGAAAACUGACGAUAUUGUUAAACCAUUGACUGACUUGAAGGACGAUAAGCCACAAGGUAAAUUAGAUGAGAAACCCAAGUCCCCCAUUGAUGCAUCCAAGCAAACUUUUAAGGAAUAUUCUGAUGAUGAAAGUGAUGAAGAGAUUUUUUUGGAAAAGCCUCAAGACAAACUCCUUCCCUCCACCACACCUCUGGUACCUCUAGCAAUGAAUACAAGCAAAAUUACUUCCGUGAGUGAUACUGGCGAGUCUGUUGAUAUCCAGAUCAAAGAUGUAGUUAAGCUGCCCAUGGAUCCUAUAAAAUCUGUUGAGAAACCCAAAUCCCCAACUGAUGUAGCUAAGACAGUUUCAAAGGGGUAUUCAGACGAUGAGAGUGAUGACGACUUUGGAAUUGUUAAGCCGCUAGAUGAGCCUUUUCCUUCGACCACUCCUCUGCUGCCACUUGCAGACAAGACCUUGCAUAAGACUGAUGAUAUUGUUAGACCCAUGACUUCCUUGAAGGACGAUAAGCCACAAGCUAAAUUAGAUGAGAAACCCAAGUCCCCCAUUGAUGCAUCCAAGCAAACUCUUAAGGAAUAUUCUGAUGCUGAAAGUGAUGAAGAGAUUUGUUUGGACAAGCCUCAAGACAAACUCCCCUCUAACACACCUCUGGUAUCUCUAGCAAUAACAACAAGCAAAAUUACUUCCGUGAGUGAUACUGGCGAGUCUGUUGAUAUCCAGAUCAAAGAUGUAGUUAAGCUGCCCAUGGAUCCUGUAAAAUCUGUUGAGAAACCCAAAUCCCCAACUGAUGUAGCUAAGACAGUUUCGAAGGGGUAUUCAGACGAUGAGAGUGAUGACGACUUUGGAAUUGUUAAGCCACUAGAUAAGCCUAUUCCUUCAACCACUCCUCUGCUGCCACUUGCAGACAAGACCUUGCAGAAAACUGAUGAUAUUGUUAAACCAUUGACUGAAUUGAAGGACGAUAAGCCACAAGCUAAAUUAGAUGAGAAACCCAAGUCCCCCAUUGAUGCAUCCAAGCAAACUCUUAAGGAAUAUUCUGAUGAUGAAAGUGAUGAAGAGAUUUGUUUGGACAAGCCUCAAGACAAACUCCUUCCCUCCACCACACCUCUGGUUCCUCUAGCAAUGACUACAAGCAAAAUUACUUCCGUGAGUGAUACUGGCGAGUCUGUUGAUAUCCAGAUCAAAGAUGUAGUUAAGCUGCCCAUGGAUCCUGUAAAAUCUGUUGAGAAACCCAAAUCCCCAACUGAUGUAGCUAAGACAGUUUCGAAGGGGUAUUCAGACGAUGAGAGUGAUGACGACUUUGGAAUUGUUAAACCACUAGAUAAGCCUUUUCCUUCAACCUCUCCCCUGCUGCCACUUGCAGACAAGACCUUGCAGAAAACUGAUGAUAUUGUUAAACCAUUGACUGAAUUGAAGGACGAUAAGCCACAAGCUAAAUUAGAUGAGAAACCCAAGUCCCCCAUUGAUGAAUCCAAGCAAACUCUUAAGGAAUAUUCUGAUGAUGAAAGUGAUGAAGAGAUUUGUUUGGAAAAGCCUCAAGACAAGCUCCUUCCCUCCACCACCCCUCUGGUACCUCUAUCACUUGCAGACAAACCUUUGCAGAAAGCUGAUAAUAUACCUAAACCAUUUAUUGACUUGAAAAGUGAUAUCCCACAAUAUAAAUUAGAUGACAAGCCCAAGUCCCCUAUUAAUGCAUCUAAGAAAACUCAUAAGGAAUAUUCUGAUGAUGAAAGCGGUAAAGAGAUUGGUUUUGAUAAGCCUCAAGAACUUCCCUCCACCACAUCUCUGGUACCUCUAGCAAUGACUAUAAACAAAACUACUUUUGUGAGUGAAACUCGUGAGUCAGUUGAUACACAGAUCAAAGAUAUGCCAAUAUGUCAUACAAAAACGGUUGAGGAACCCAAAUCUUCAACUGAAGUAGCUGAUCUAGGUCCAAAAGAACACUUGGGCGGUUACAGUGGUAGCGAAGUUGGAAUUGUAAAGUCAAUUCCCGCAAAUUGUCUGAAAUCCAUAAUGCAAGCUCCGUCUGGUGAGCAUGUUAAAUAUUGUAAUGUUCUUGCUGAUGACAUUGCUGCGAGGGAUUUAAGUCUUGAUUUAGUUAUGGAUUCCCCUAAUCAAUUAAUCGGCCGUACUGGCAUCGACAGCCACUCAAUUGCUGAGAAGGUGAUUCCAGAAUCCCUUUCUGAUUUCGAUGAUACAAGAUCGGUUCAGCAAAUUGUUGAAGAAACUUUACGGGCUGGUGAUGCAGAGGUACAAAAGAUUAUAAAAGAAACUCUUAAAAGUGCGCAGUCUCAUAGAGAAUUAGAUCAAAAGGAUUAUAUAUUUCCAGAGUUAUGCGAAAGUGAACGAUCGGUUGAAGAGAUUGUGGAAGAUACUUUAAAAAGUGCAAAAGUUAAGGGAGCAGACAAAAAUGAGGUAAUAAAUCUAGUAGGAGAUGAUGUAGCUUCGACGAAAAAAGAGAUAGCUGAGUGUAAAGAAGUCCGACCUAUUGCUUAUUUCGUCAAGUUAGGUGAUGAAAAGAUAGAUGUUAUGCCUGCAAAAAAGAUAGAAAUGAAAACGCCAGUUAACAAAUCCAAAACAGUAAGAAAUGUCAAAGCAAAAUCCGAGGUAAAUGUAAUUAAAAAACCACAAAUUAAAAAGCAAGUAGAUAAUAAGGAAAGACCAGCGACUACUCAAACGAAAUCACCAUUGACACAAACAAAAUUAUCGAAUGCAUCUAGCAAACAAUCAGGGGUAAAAAAGGCAUUAACAAAUGAACCUCAGAAGGUUUCUAGAAAAACCGAGUCAAGGAGAUCAGUUACAAGUUCUAUUUCGACAACAACAAGCUCGGGUUCAGCUACAAGUCGAGUCAUAAGUGAAAUUCACUUCGAAAGAUCCGCAAGUCCCGCAUCAAGUUCAAUAUUUUAUGAAAGCCACACUCAAGGCGAAAACAGCCGCUCCACAACGCCAAGGCCUAGGGUAAAAACAGAUGUUACGAAAAUACCAUACAACACCUCGGUUCGCGCGUUAAGUCCAUCACCCAAAUCCACAAAAUCGACAAAAACAACAUCCAUCAAACAAGAUGUCAGUAAGAAAGCUAGAGUGUUUAGUAAAAAGGUAAAAACAGAGACUACCCCAAAAUCUACAAAAGUUUUGGAAGACAACAAGCGAAUAAAAACGCCAACUCCAUCUGCCACACACCGAUAUAUGCAGCCGACUUUAGCUCACAGUAUGCGUUUUGGCCUAAAUGCCGAUAGUGAAAGUCGAAGUGCGACUCCGGCACCAGCAAAAUCACCAGCCCCACCUAAAUCGCCAGCUCCAGCACAACCCAAUCGACAAAGUAUAUAUAAAACAAAGAAUACGAUAAGUGCCUUGACAAAAAACUCGUCAAUAGAUCAAAAGCAGCAAAAAAAAUUGAUUACAGAAAAGCCCUCAGUUUUGACCAAGAAAGGUUCCCAUACUGAAAGUAAGGAUUUAUUACAGAGUACAGAUCGCCUUUACAAAAGACAAAUAUCCAAAGAGAAUAAGCAAGCAAACGUGAUAGGCUCCAAGAGCCAAAUAACUAAAAGCAUGAGGACACAAUCAGCUACUGCAACUAAAUCAAUUGCCUACAAAACUUCCAUAGAAUCUGAUAACAAGCUACAGAAAAAAACUACAUCAACUAUGCAACAACGCACCAAAGUUCCAAUUAGCUUGUCUUCCGUAACAACAAGAGCUUCAACUAAGCUAAGCAACAAAAGUGAUGAAACCGUUUUAAAACCUCAGAUAGACAAUAAGAAAAUCGUUAGGAGGACAGCAAGCAAAACAACUGAGGGGAGCAGUAAUAUCAAGAAAAAUGUGCGCAGCUCCAUAGAACCAAAACUCCAAAAGCAGAUGAAGGAUACAAUGAACGAAUCGAGCACUACAGCCAGCGGCAGCACCAGUGCCAGCGGCUCCUCGAGCAGCACCCGACGCAGUGUACGUUCCGUGAUGGUUAGCCGCAAGACUGACAAAGAGAAGACGAAUAUGAAGCUAUCGGAACAGAAGGGUGUGAUAUCGACAUCGACUGUGCGCGUUCAUAGGGAGCCGACAGCCACUACCGGCGCGGUUAGCACCGUGCUCGUUGAUGACGACUCCGAGGUGAUAACCAUACGUUCCAUUAAAUCAAGUGAUAGUACAAAAAGCUCUACCUCAUCAUCCUCUGGUAGCGGCAGCAACAGUCGCAAGGUGCUAACCAGCGAGGUUUUCACUAAGACUUUCGGCCCCGAUAAGCCCCUGGAAGUGAUCUACCGCCAACCCGAUUUUGAUACAGAGCACCACACGGCAAUAGGAAUGCGUCCGCAAUCCAGAAAUGAACAACAGCGCUACGUUAACGAGUUCGAUGUCAGCUUUAUCGAUACCACCGAUUCCAGUCUCUCCGACUCUGUUGCACUGCCGAUGUUUACCGCUGGUGAUCCAGAGCGCCUGCUGGCCGCCAGUCCUGGCUCCCCCAAGCCAACCCGUAGUCCCUUAGCCUUAAUUGAGGAAACAUUGCGGCGUCACCAUCAGCAUCAGCAUCAUCAGCAUAUUGCUGCAUCGGGCAGUGCAGUGGUAGACCCUUCGCAACAAUUGCAAGUCGAGAGCGACAGCAUUGUGGCGGUGAGUGAGAGUCGCCUUAAAAAAGAGACGGAGAAAAGCUGCACAUCAAAAGAAGGAUUUACAAAAACAACAAUUGCUCCAUCCAUUCUGCAUACAGAAAAUGUAGCCCAAGAAAUUGAUGAUGUUAAAGUUGGUGAAGGUGAUGAUGGCGAAGAUCUUGUGGCACGCAUCCGCGAGGAAGCCAAAAUUCUAGUCGAACACGUGCUCGAAGAGAGUGUUGAUUUCAUUGAAUGCCAGGGGGAACAGCCCAAUGGCCACGACUUUAUAAAGCACGAAUACAAUUCUGAGAGUGAAAACUAUGCUAUAACAUGCGACGAUAUUAGCGGCGUUGAUGUCAUCAAAUCGCCAACCAUUGAGUCCAUGUCGGGCAAGUCAUUCGAUGAUAACAUGAGUUUUACCGACGAGCACAUUAACUUACCCUUGCAUGCCCAAAACAUGACAACAACAACAACAACAAUUACAACGCAGUUGCAACAACAACAUCAGCAGCAGCAGCAGCAGCCACAAGCUAAUGUUGCUGCCACAAGCCCAUCAACAGCAAAAGUGCCUAGUGAAGGGGAUAAGAAAAUGGAGGUGCGUACCAGACGUAUCGAGCAUAAGAUUGAAAAAUUAUCCGCUGAUGUUGAUGUCAGCGAUGUCAGCGCCCGAUUUAAUGAGACAUUCGAGACAGUUGUGCAAGAGGACGAGAUAAGUGCUCUGCAGGGUGAUUAUUCCAAGCUCAGUUGGGAUGAUAGUGUGUCACCCACGACUAACACAAUGGCCGACAUGGCACAGACCCAACUGACGCCCGAUAAUGAUAUUCAAGAAUUGACAACAGAAACAGGCGGCGAUUUACCAAUUUCAACCGAUACUACCCCUAUACCACCGUCGGCUGUUGUAGAAACAACAACAACAACAACGACAACAUCAGCUGAAACGGUGGUCGAAACCAAUACUUUGGCGACCUCCAGCCACGACACACCCACACCGAAACCUCGCGUACUCAAAACAAGCCCGCCCGACUCCAUCUCCGAAGGCACAGAUAGCACCACCAUUCCACAUCAAGUGCAACAAUCCGACUUACCGAUCGACAAUUCCGCACCAGUUCCGAAACCACGAGCGCCCAUUAAGCACACAGAUCAGUUUGAGAACCUGGCUGCCUUGGGCGAGCAAUCCGACAGUAUUAGCCUGCGUAGCUUUGAUUUUACAGAGGAUAUUUCCAAAACAGACGAACCCUCUACAGAACUGUCCAUACGUUCUCAGCAACGAGAUGUAGUCACCACAACCACCACUACAACUGCUUCUGAGGAUCAUACCGAAAGCUUCGAGCCAACGAGUGAGAUUUCAGUGGACGAAGCAGAUACUGAAAAAUCGGAGGGUGUUGAGAAGACAACCAGCUUUUAUAUUGGCGAGUCAAGUCGAAAUGUAAUCAUCAAAACUUCUACGAAAUCUCCCAGCAUGACGCCACAGGAUGAAGAUCCUAAGACGGAAAUGAAUAUUGAGGCCAAAGAUAUAUCACUGAUGAAGGAGGUGUCCGUCGAUUCGGAUGAAGCCAACGAUGCUUUCAAAGAAUAUGUAACUAUGAAGCCCGAUGAUCCCCUCACUUUAGAUAGUAAAAUAGUUAGACAAAGUUCAGAAACUCGAAAUGAUCUCUUAGAAUUUGAAAAUGCUGACAAAGAUAAAUCCACCGAUGCAAAACUUUCUAAAGUCACCACCGAGGAGAGCCUAACCACGUCGACAGGCUCUAGUGGUCGUGCUGUUAUAGAGGUGGCACCUUCAAGUAGUGAAGAUCCAGACGAGUCCAGUAAGGAAAUUCCGGAAAUAGUCAACACAAUAGCUGAAAAGCCAGACAAAUUCGAGCUUCCACUUGAGAAAAGUGAGUGGGAAACAUCAGAAAAGGAAAUUCCAACUACAAGUAAGCCAAAGGUAGUGCACUCGCCACAGCAACCACAAGCAGCAACUGAGAAACAUGUCAUUGACGAGAUGCCCAUUGCAGAUAUUCAAGAAUCCGUCGAGAAAGUAAAAAAAGAUUUUGAACUUAACAAAAUGCCUCAAGCUUUUAGCACUGACGCUGAGAAUGAGGACGUAUCAUCCUUUAUAGGUAUACCCGAACUUCAAGCCUCCACAAUAGACGGUACCCAGCCACCAGAGGGUCUUUUCGAUACAACCAUCAAGGAGACAUUAAACAAACAAGCUGCUAUAGCUCACUAUGCCAAAGAUGUGUUUGGCCAAGUAGAGCGGCGUGAUGAUCAUGGAUCUCUCGGGUUUGUCUCAACAGGCACGGCUGAAGAUUUUAGUUCAAUGGAGGAUCGUUUAACGAAGGAAGAGCAAGGCUCACUCGGGUUUAUAUCUACGGAAACGGCUGAAGACUUUAGUUCUAUGGAGGACUAUUAUACGGAGAGGCUAGCAACAGCCUCUGUAGUCGUAGAAGACAGCAUUGCAGAUAAAUCCAUGAGCAGUAAUUUUGAAGAAGUGGUUUCAGAUCAAAGUAUUAAGCCUGUGGACUUAGUGGUUCAUCGCAUAAAAAGUGAUAGCUCGCCAGACUCCGCCAAUCGCUGGUCCAUUCCAGAUGUUGAUAAUUCCAGCUCCAGUGAUAGUUAUCACAAGAGCUUCGAGAAAACACACAGUCGUCCACUUUCGUCUGAUGUAGAAAACUUGCUUACUGGCACUGGAACCUCAAGCGAAUACCAAACAGCUCGCGACUUCACACCUUCCACCUGUCGCGAUGGUACCGAAUACGUGAGUGCAGUCAGUACCCUGGGUAGCAGCAGUGGAAAGUCUAUUAGCUCGCAUGAGAGCAUGCGCAGCCUGGACUCGCAGUCGGAAACAUCGGCCAAUCUGAUGAGCAUUGAUGUCUCUGAGCUGUCCGAGACUUUGGUAGCAUCAUCAACAGAAGCUGAUGCCUUAGAGGCUGAAGAAAUGGCUCGCCUGCACGAGUUGCGCGCAGAUGACGACGAUAGCGAUGAAAGCCUUGAUAUGAUAGCUUCUUCGCAUCACAGUGCCGACCAGCAAAGCUUGAUGAAGCGCUCUCAGGAAAUGAUAUUCAAGCCUAAAUCCGAGCCUGAAAUUAUACCUCAGCAACAAUCGGUUGAGACAAUGCAGAUUGAAGAGUAUCCCAAGCCAAAAGAAGUUGAGCGUACUUGGGGCUUAGCAUAUCCGAUUGAUGAAAAAGAGGGAAAGAUCGAUAGUUCUCGGGAUAGCGAUAAGGGUGAAGAUAUCUUGCUUUAUCACGGCGACCCCAGACGUUCGAUUGACGAAUCGAAGCUGGCAUCAAGUUUAGACGAAGGAAGCAUACUUUCCGUCAGCAUGUCUAGCACAUCGAAUAUUGACACCGUUGUCGAAAACUUUGAUGAUAUAAUUGGCUCUGCCGGCUCAUCAUCUUUGACGGGAAUUGAAGGUUUUCAGUAUGGCCACGAUGAUCCAGUACCUUCCACAUCAAUACCCGAAGAUACAUUUGUAUUGGAGAUGGAAAGUAAGGAAAAUUCACCACAAGACUCAAAUGCCAGUACGCCACCUGGCAGUGAGUCAAAGAGACGUGGUCACAAGCGCAAUGAGAGUACAACAAUUUCUGGAGAUGCCCUGAAAAAUUUGGACAAGGAUUCAGUUUUACCAGGCGAAGGCAAGGAAUCCGAAAGUGAGUCCGACACAGAUCCCUAUGAAUCCGAAUAUGCUCGUCAGUUCCGCUCCCCGAAAGAACGAAAACACAAGAAAAAGAAACAAGCCGCUGCAGAAAUGGAUCACAGCUCCGAGCUUGAGAAACGUCCAUUUACACCUUCUCAGCUGGUAGCCGAAGUUAUUGUUGAGGAUGCAACAGAAGAGUUGGAGGCGGAAGCAGCUAUGAUUGAAGAGCGACGACCAUCACAAAAUAUGCAAAACUAUUCAAAUAUACCCGACAUUAUGGUAACUGAGGAUGUGAAGUCGCCCAUUUUAGAAGAUGCUGAUGAGUACCCUGAGAAGACUUUGUACAAGGUUCGCACUGAAGAGGAGCUUGACAAGGCUACUGAUGUUGGCACUUAUCAAAAAGCCAAGGCUGAAGAGAAAGAACUGGACUUCCAAAGGCGUGUACAGGAGCAAUAUAAACAGAAACUCGAAGAACUAAAACGCGCCGAAGUGGGUGCUGAUUACGAUGAUCAACGAGCAGCGGAUUCACCGGACUCCUUCGAAAUGGUGGAACAGCCUGAUAUAUCUGACGAGUUUGUCAUAAUUGAAGAAGUAGCCAAAGAGGCCAAUGAGGCUGACCUGGGAGGCAGGAGCAUUAAGAUUAAGCCAACUAAAUAUGAGCAAAAGCAUGAUGAAGAUGUCGAAAAAAUCAUUAUCAAAUCGGCACCUGCCGACCCCAAACUCGGCUCCCAGUUGUACAAGGACGACCUCAAUUUUGAGUUUGAGGAAAGCCCACCAACGGGAGCCAGCAGUAGCAGCGAGCAGCAGGAGGAGAGCGAUUCCAGCGAUACAGCAGCAGCUAAUAAGCGAUGGGUCGAGAUGCAGCUAACUGAUACACAGCUACGCUAUCCUUACGAUCUGACGGGCGCUGUGCUCGAAGACAUCAAGGAGGAGGAUGGAGAAUUUGAAGUGGGCAGCAGUCGCAUCAGCAGUUUCAAGGACUCCUUCUCAAGCACACCCGAAUACGAUCUGGCAGCACGCCGCUAUCAUUCGCGAGGUGAACACGACGAUGUGUCUAUGAGCAGCCUGCAAGAGUUCGAGUCACUGGAGCAGGCUAUUUCAUUAGAGAACCGAAAUCGCGCCCACCAGGGCUCCACGGACUCCAGCAACGGCAGCUUCACACGCCGCUAUAUGGUGAGACAUAGUGGAAGCGGCACAGUGCCUGGCGAUGAUGUCUCCAUAUCCAGCUUAAAGGAUUUUGAGGGAUUGGAGAAUGCAUGCAUCGAAGCUCAUCUGAUUGAAAUUAAGGCAAAGGAGGAAGCUGCUCUGCUCUCGCGUUCCGACGAGUCCAACAAAUCAAAUGGCAGCGACCAUGGCGCUGCGGGUAAUGUGGUGGUCACCAAGGUUACUCGCACUGUGACCCGCACCGAAGUGUUGCCAGCAGGGCAAGCUGACAACCUUGAACAUUUGCUCAAGCAACAAUUGGAACGGGAUGAAUUUGAUUCGAAAGCAGUUAGUACAGUGAAAAUUACCGAAAUACCAGCCACAGAACUGGAUCCAAAGUCAAAAAUUGACAGCCAGGAUUCCGAAAAGGACAGCAUCGACAGCAUGGAGAUAAGGAGCCAUGACAUGAUGACUAGCAGCAUAGAAAGCUUCGAUAUAUCGAAGGACGCCACCACACGCUCAGACAUCGACUCGUUGGAAAUUGACAAACGGCAUUCGCGACAGGAGAGCAUUGAAUCUUUCGGGGAUGAGCAGCUGGAUCUUAUGUCUAAACUAGUCAGCGGAGGCGGAGUAACAUUAGGUGAUGGAUUGACAACCACAACGACGACCACAACCACCAGCACCGAUGCCGAUGGCCAAGAGCACACAGUUACGCGCGUGAUAACCACCACAACUGUGUCCGGUGGCAGUGGUAUUCUGGAAUUGCCUCUGGAUGAGAGCGGUAUGUCAAAGGAUAUAUCCGUUGAUUCUCUGAAUCUGUGCAUUGAGCAAACAACCAGCUCGGCAGGCACAACAGCCACGUACCAGACCAGCGCAGGAAAUUCACAGAUGUCGGGCAGUGUUACUAGCUGUGCAUCAAGUACAUUAAUGGAAGACUCGUUUCCUGGUGUGGGUGGCAUGUCGUCCUCUCAAAUGUCGGCCAGUUUCUGGUCGCACGAUGAGUCCACGGUGGUUGAGGAUGAGGAUCUAAGGACACAACAACAACAACAACAACAACAGCAUCAACAACAGUAAAGAUGAGAAGGAAAGAAUUAAUAAAUAAAGGGCUUAAACAAUGACUAAGAAUUUUUGGCUAGACAAGAUGUUCAACUAAGGAUGACAAUUAAAACGCAUCUUCUGUCGGAUUACUGACUAUGAAACAUUUUGAAUGGGACACCAGAUCACCAACUUUAGACGUCACGGACCUUGAUUAUCUUAAACUUGAAUUACCAUUGAAUAAGAAACUAGCAAAUUCGUCAUUUUUUCAUCAGUAUAAACAUUUUAAAUGUAUUUGAAAUGCAACACAUGAGUUUUAAAUACUUAUAAAUAUUAUAAAAAUUGCAAAAAUUGAAUAUGGCAAGCAUUAAUUGUUUCGCAUUUUCUGUAAUUGGCUUUAAUGUUUUAACAUUUAAAAUAAAAAUCAAAUCUUAUAAGGAACAACAAUUCUUGAGCUAACGCAUUGUAUCGAAAUGCAGAAUACACAUUCGCUUUUAAUUUGAUGUAGUUAUACUUAUAUGUAUCUAUUAAAUGAAUCGCUUAUUAUUGUAGUUUAAUUUAAGCAAAAUAUACAAGUGCAUAUGUAAAGAGCAAGUAGGAAAGGAAAGGCCUGGGAAGUGAAAUGCUUUUAAAGUCUCAUUUUUUACAAGAACCAAGCAAAUUUUUACGCUUGCAUAUUUUAAUGAAAAAUAUACAUACAAUAUUAUACAAUAACAAACCGAAAUGCAUAGAUAAAAUUUAAAACACUUAUAUACAAAAACACAACCCAUAAUAAUAAUUCACAUACAGCCGCAACAUACAAAAAAUUCAUAUACUUAAUGCUAAUUUUCGUAAUGCACACCUUGCAGUGUAUUCAUAAUAUUCUUACAUAUUACAAGAUUUAAACGUCUUAGCAUCACCAGUGUAAUGGGUUAUAAAUAAAAUAUUUGUGUUAAAAACAUACAGCAAGAAAAAAAAACAACAAAAAACAUUAUUUGUAUUGUAAACCACACGCGUAUGAAUAACCAAAUAAAAUGCUUAAUAAAAAUUGCUUUAGAUGUUUUAAA